AUGAAAGAAAUAGAAAAUUCAUUUGCCAGUAACAUCUGUAGAUGUACCGGAUACAGGCCAAUUGCAGAUGCGUUCAAAUCAUUCGCAACAGAUAUCGACAUUAGACUCAAAAUGAAACUACAAGAUAUAGAAGAUGUGGGUUUCUUCAAACCUUGUGGUGCUCUUUGCCAAAAUAUGUGUCAACAUAAAUGUGUUACAACAAACGAAAUAACCGAUCAAGAUUGGUGUAUUUUAGAAAAGGAUAAUAAUAAAAUGAUAGUUAUCGACUGUGGCAACCAUAAAUGGUACAAACCAUAUAAUCUAACCGACGUCUUUAAUGUGAUAAAUACCAAUAAAGAUUACAAAUUUAUUGCAGGAAAUACUGGACAAGGUGUUUAUCAUGUCAUAGAAUAUCCAAAAACUAUUAUAGAUAUAUUUUAUGUAGCAGAAUUGAAAGGUCACCUACUAGAUGUAAACCUCAUAUUAGGAGCGGGGAUGCCAUUGUCCGAAAUGAUGAACCUCUUCUUGGAAGUUUCAGCAUCAAAUGACGGUUUUUCCUAUUUAAAACAAUUCUAUGAGCACAUGGAUUUGGUGGCCCAUAUACCAGUACGAAAUAUUGGAACCAUUGGUGGAAAUCUAUACAUGAAAUACACAAACAAUGAUUUUCAAUCGGACAUCUUUUUGCUAUUUGAAGCUGUUGGUGCUAUGAUUACAAUUGCUGAGGCACCAAAAAAAGAGAAAACUGUUACUCUUCUCGAAUUCUUGGAAAUAGAUAUGAGAGGGAAAAUCAUUAAGAAUAUAAAGUUACCUCCAUUAUCAGAAUAUUGCUACUUUAAAUCUUAUAAGAUUAUGCCAAGAUCUCAAAAUGCUCACGCUGUUGUAAAUGCAGCAUUCUUAUUUAAAUUUAAACAAAAUUCUAAUUUAUUAGAAAAAGCUACCCUCGUUUUUGGUAGUAUAUCAGCAAAAUUUAACCAUGCCAGUAAAACAGAAGCCUUAUUAGAAGAUAAAGAUCCUUAUAACAAUAAAACGUUGAAAUCGGCUCUCAAAACAUUGUAUAAGGAGAUUUCUCCCGAAGAUAUGCCACCAGAACCAUCUGCUGCAUAUAGGAAAAUGCUUGCUGUUGCUCUAUUUUACAAAGCAAUCUUAUACUUAUGUCCCGAUGAAAAACUAAAUAAAAGAUUUAAAUCUGGAGGAGAAGCUAUAAAAAGACAUAUAUCCAAUGGAACACAAUCUUUUGACACUGAUAAAACCGUUUGGCCCUUAAACAAGCCAGUGCCAAAAUUAGAGGCUCAAGUGCAAUGCAGUGGUGAGGCUGUCUUUGCAAAUGAUCUACCCACUGAAAAGGGAGAAUUAUUCGGUUCGUUUGUCACCGCUGAUAAUAGACCGGGAAGUAUAAUCAGUGGUUUUGAUAUAGAAGAAGCUUUAAAAAUUCCUGGAGUUAUAGCUUUUUAUUCCGCUAAAGACAUACCAGGAGAUAAUUCGUUUACCCCCACAAAUGUGCCACUGAUACUAGCAAAUGAAGAAAUUUUAUGUUCUCGUGUAGUUAAAUAUUAUGGUGAACCGUGUGGCAUAAUCGUGGCAGACCGAGAAAAAACAGCUAAUAAAGCUGCCAAAGUAAAUGUUAUUGUACGCCGAGUGGGAGGAGGGUACGGAGGUAAAAUCACCCGUUCUUGUCAAAUUGCUUGUGCAGCUGCAUUGGUCGCCCAUUUGCAAGGCAAAAUAUGUAGAUUCAUAUUGCCUUUAGAAACCAGUAUGAUGAUUAUUGGUAAACGUCUUCCGACCAGUUGUAACUUCGAGGUUGGAGUAAAUAAAGAAGGUGAAAUCCAAUACCUAAAAAACAAAUUUUAUCAAGACAAUGGUUGCGCUCCAAAUGAAACUAUUAGCCCAAUAACAGUAAAUCACUUUCGCAACUGCUAUGACACAAGACGUUGGUAUAUUGAAGCGAAUAGUGUACAUACAGACACCCCAUCUAACACUUGGUGUAGAGCUCCAUCGUCAACAGAGGGAUUAGCUAUGAUUGAAAAUAUAAUAGAAAGAAUAGCUUAUAACAUGGGACUAGACCCACUUCAAGUGAGAUUAAUAAACAUGGCAAAAGAAAAUAACCCUAUUCCAGAGAUAUUAGAACAAAUCAAGAAAGAUUCAAAUUAUGAUGAAAGAUUAAUAGAAAUAAAGAAAUUUAAUACAGACAACCGCUGGAGAAAACGAGCUAUGAGCUUAAUACCAAUGACAUAUGAUUUAUUUUAUUUAAGUCCAUACAAUGCUUUAGUUUCUAUAUAUCACGCUGAUGGUUCAGUAUCUAUUACACACGGUGGCACAGAAAUGGGACAAGGAGUAAAUACAAAGGUAGCUCAAGUUUGUGGUUACAUGUUUGGAAUUCCAUUAGAAAAAAUCAGCAUUAAGCCAAGCUCAAGUUUCACUUCGCCCAACUCCAUGGCUACUGGAGCUAGUAUUGGUAGUGAAUGUGUGUCAUUUGCUACUAUGAAAGCAUGUGAAAUAAUUUUGGAAAGAUUAAAACCUGUUAGGGAGAAAAUGGACAAACCAGUUUGGGAGAAAAUUGUUAAAGAGGCAUUCAAUGACGGUAUAGAUUUGCAAGCAUCUUAUACAUUCUCUAUGAAAGAUGGUGUGAAACCUUAUGAUAUUUAUGGUGCUGUCGUAUUGGAAGUAGAAGUUGACAUAUUAACUGGUAAUCAUGAUGUUCGGAGAGUAGAUCUUCUAGAAGACACAGGAAGAAGUCUAAGCCCAGAAAUUGACAUAGGACAAAUUGAAGGUGCAUUUGUAAUGGGUCUAGGAUAUUGGACAUCUGAAAAAAAUAUGUAUGACGCAGAUUCAGGAAAAUUAUUAACAAAUAGAACUUGGACGUACAAACCUCCUGGUAUAAAGGACAUUCCAGCUGAUUUCAGAGUUUAUUUCCGAAGAAACGCCAGGAAUCCAUACGGUGUACUUCAAUCAAAAGCAACUGGUGAGCCAGCACUCUGUAUGGCCGUUGUGCUGACUCACGCCUUGAGGGAGGCUGUGAGGGCGGCUCGAUUAGAGGCGGGCUACGAAGAUCAAUGGAUUGAAAUUGGAAACCCGUGUACUGUAGAAAAUAUUUUCAUGUCCCUUGGACACAAAUUGGAACACUUCAAAUUGAAAUAA
This is a messenger RNA of Diatraea saccharalis (sugarcane borer), 3114 nucleotides long. Lineage: Eukaryota; Metazoa; Arthropoda; Insecta; Lepidoptera; Crambidae. The record is from the annotation of a GenBank genome assembly.